UAAGCCCAGGCUGCAGUGCUGAUAGCAGACUCCAGGGAAGAGGCAGGUGACUGCUCGCCGCCAGUGUGCUCUGCAUCCAGCUCAGCAGACUUUCCACGGACACCACAAUGGACCUGAAAGCUCUCCUACAGUUGCUGAUCUUAAUGUCUGUUGUAAGAGUCGCCCACUUCUCAAAAUCAUCUUCUAAGGGUCGAUAUAUGGCAUCUGUCUUCUCAGACCUGACUUCAGAGGAGAUGACCUCAGUUCAGACUUUCCUCAUGGACCAGGAACAGCUUAACCUAGUCCCGAUCAGAAGUCACUUUGGCAAAAACUCGAUCUUCAUGAUGGAGCUCAACUUGCCGAAGAAGCGGAGUGUCCUGAACUUUUUAGAUAAUAAUGGCCCCAAACCUCAAAGAGAGGCCAAAGUGAUCAUCUUCUUUGGGGACCAGGCCCAACCAAAUGUCACUGAAUAUAUUGUCGGCCCCCUCCCUCACCCAUAUUAUUACCGGCCAGUAACCUCUAAAAUGAACAAACCCAUAAGAUUUGAGUCGCGGCCUAUGACUUAUAUGGAGUAUGACAAAAUCCAAAAACGUCUAAUGGAGUUUACCAAGGAGUUAAACCACAUCUUACUGGAGACCUCCGGUUUCUCUUUCUACAACUGCUCACCACGUUGUCUUAGCUUCACAGACAUUGCCCCUCGGGGCUUGAAUUCUGGAGAACGUCGCUCAUGGUUGAUACUCCAAAAAUAUGUAGAAGGGUUCUUUCUCCACCCCAUUGGAGUUGAGAUCCUCCUCAAUCAUCGCUCCCUCAACCCUAAAGAGUGGACCAUCGAGAAGAUCUGGUAUAACGGCCAAUACUUUGAUAGUGUCAAGGAUCUAGUCCAUAAGUAUGAGAGGAAUGAACUGUCUAAAAUACAGCUAUCAGAUAACAGUCAAGAUCCUUAUUCCACCUUCAUGCCCCGUGGAGAAUUUAAGACAAAAACAGAUAUUCAUGGUCCAAAAACAUGUGAACCCCAAGGAAAACGUUACCGAGUGCUGAGCAACUAUGUGGAGUACACCGGCUGGAGCUUUGCUUACCGGAUCCGUCCAUCGGCUGGCCUCCAGAUAUUUGAUAUCCAGUAUAAUAAUGAAAGGAUAGCCUAUGAGGUGAGCAUACAGGAGGCCAUAGCCUUCUAUAGCGGUGCCACGCCCGCUGGUAUGCAAACAAAGUACAUUGACUCCGGUUGGGGGAUGGGGACAGUACAUUAUGAGCUGGCAAAAGGAAUCGACUGCCCUGAGGGGGCCACCUACCAGGAUCUCUACAAUUAUUACGACACGGACAAACCGUUGCGAUAUAAGAAUGCAUUGUGCAUCUUUGAGCAGCCCACAGGGAUACCCUUACGGAGACAUUUUGACAGCACCUACAAUGGGGGUUAUAGUUUCUAUGCCGGGGUGGAAAACCAAGUCCUGGUGGUGAGGACAACGUCCACCGUCUAUAACUAUGACUAUAUCUGGGACUUUCUGUUCUACCAAAAUGGAGUCAUAGAAGUUAAGGUGAGCGCCACGGGGUACAUCCAUGCCACUUUUUUCACUCCUGAUGGCCUCCAGUCUGGAAACAGGGUCCAAAGCCAUGUCCUGGGGAACCUCCAUACACACUUGAUCAAUUAUAAAGUGGACCUAGACAUUGCAGGUACAGAAAACAGCUUUGAAACCAUUGAUCUGAAAUAUGAGAACAUUACAAAUCCUUGGAGUCCGGGUCACUUUAUUGUCCAGUCCCGUAUGGAUCGCGUCCCGAGAAGCAGUGAGCGUCAGGCUGCUUUUAGGUUUGGAUCUCACGUCCCGAGGUAUCUAAUGUUUCUAAACCCCAACAAGAAGAACAAGUGGGGACAUCAGAAGAGCUAUCGGAUCCAGUAUAACUCCCAUGCCCAUAGUGUGCUGCCACGAAUGUGGGCCGAGGAGAAGGGAAUCUCAUGGUCCAGAUACAGCCUGGCAGUGACCAGACACAGGGAGUCAGAGCAGAGCAGCAGCAGCAUCUACAUCCAGUGUGACCCCUGGGACCCCGCCGUCUAUUUUGAGAAUUUCAUCCGUAACAAUGAGGACAUUGUAAACAAGGAUCUUGUUGCCUGGGUGACAGUCGGCUUCCUCCACAUCCCCCAUGCUGAGGACAUCCCAAAUACAUCCACCCCGGGAAAUGCGGUUGGAUUCUUACUUCGACCUUUCAACUUUUUUGAUGAAGACCCCUCCGCGGCCUCCAGGAGCACAGUCAUCGUGAGACCCACGGACAAAACCUUCACCAAAGUGAACAUCCAACGUUGGACUCCUGAAGUGAUCGGUCAAUGUGUGUCAGACAAGCCCUUCCGCUACAACGGUACUUACUUCUCAGACUGAGGAUUUAUCUUGAGGAUUUAUCUAAAAUUUCCACAUAGAGGAUGGAAACAUACAGAGGUUCAACCAGCCAUCUCAAGACAAUGAACGUUCCAGUGUCUCCCUAGGAGCCCAGAGUCAUCGAAACAAAAUCGGGAGUCAUUGGCAUCCAUCACUGUGCAGCAAAAAAAGGAGGGCGGCACAGACAAGAAGUCACAGUGUAGCAAUAUAUGUAACAUCUCAUCAGAUCAUUUGGGGAUACUAUGUUGCAGUGUGACAUGUCCCACCUUAACACCAGCUUCGAAUUCUUUGCCGCCUUAUAUGUGUAGCAUACUUGUGCAUAUAAUAUAAAUGACACCACCACAGCACUGUAUACAAGAUGGAUGAAGACUUCCCACUAUGACUUGCUGUGCCCAGAAACUUGUUUUGCUUGCUUUUACACCAAUAUCUUCCCCGUAUCAGCCACAAUGCCUCUUAUAAAGGGGUUAGAUUGGCCCACCAGAGUACCAGAGGAUCCUCCGGUGGUCCCAGACUCUGAUACUAUAAAAGGCUUCAAAGAUCCUCAAGAAAAAAAAAACCUUUGGCUGUUUUUGGAGCCUGGAGUUUAAAUGAUGAUAUAGAGGUAGGGCCUCGAGAAUAAUAUCCUCAGUGGUCCCAAGGAACCCAAGUCUGACACUGCUCUUAUACUGCCAUAAUGAUCAUACAACAGCCACAUGUACCCCAUAAUAGCCACAAUUCCACUUAUUCCAGCCACCAUUCUCCCAGGACAUGACCCUCAUAUCAGCCCAUAUCACCCCCAUGACCCAGCGCUUGCUUACCUCCUGGGCCAGGUGGGCUUCCUCACAUUGCUCAGUUCCUCACCAGCUCCAGUGUGACACAGGGACAGGUCACGUCUGACUCCUCGUUAGUUUUCACUUCUAUCCACAUCCUAUAGAUGAGCUCCUGCCGCCGGGGUCUAGUGUCAGUGCGGACAAUAAAACUUUAAUGAUUGAUCACCGAAGACGCCGUUCUUAUAAUACCAUAUUUUGCUUUACCCAAACUGACCAAUCAUAAUCUAGGAAUAAUGUGAUCAGUUGUUACAGACAAAGCCUCCAUAAAUAAAUUCCUCAAUGUUUAUAAUCAAUAAAAAAAAUAUAACAAUG
Messenger RNA from Bufo gargarizans (Asiatic toad), 3463 nucleotides. Its product is annotated as amiloride-sensitive amine oxidase [copper-containing]-like. Gene Ontology annotation, molecular function: quinone binding; copper ion binding; primary methylamine oxidase activity. Bases 108 to 2345 code for a protein of 745 amino acids. The transcript is spliced from 5 exons. The record is from RefSeq and is a predicted model, not a curated record. Lineage: Eukaryota; Metazoa; Chordata; Amphibia; Anura; Bufonidae. Gene Ontology annotation, biological process: response to antibiotic; amine metabolic process. Gene Ontology annotation, cellular component: plasma membrane.